AUGCACCACCGCAUCCACUGGGCCAUGGCCCCAGUCCUAAACAUCCUCCUCCUCUCCCUCCUCUUCACCUUCCAGCACCCCACAACCUGGCAAGCCCGUGCCCAAACCGAGAUGCUCGCCUUGCACCAGCAACCCCAGAUGGCAAUGCCCAUGCCUCAAUCCCUCCAAAGCGCCCCUCAGCCAUUCUCCGAACUGCCAGUCCCAAUAACCGACCCCUCACCCUCACCCCCCAGCUGCACACACUCAAACACAACAGCCUUCGCCCUCUCAUCCCCGGACGCCCCAAUCCCCUUCCUCACAAGCAAAGACGACGACAAAAACAAACCCAUGCACCCCGCCCUCCCGCGCCUCCCCACCCCAACCAACACCACCGCCUGGGAACAGUGGUUCUUCGAGGGCGUCAGCUCCUCCGGGAAGGCCGGCUUCGUGCUGAGCUUCAGCCGCGACGCGACCUACGCGUUCUUCGGGCGCGGGAACCUGCGCGUCGAAUUCUAUCUGGUUUUCGAGGAUGGGAGUGUAUUGCAGGAGCUGGAUUUCGCGGCCGAGAGUGGAUUGGCGUGGGGUGCUUGUCGCCCCGGUGGGAAUGGGAACAGUGGCAAUGGUAGUAUGGUGGAGGGGGUUUGGCGGGCUGGUAGAGGUAGGGGUAGGGACUGGGAUAGGGAGUAUGCGUUCUCGAUCGAUACGCAGACUGGAGAGGCGCAGGUGCGGUUUGAUACGCCGCGCGCCAGCGGCGUCGUGGAGUUCGCUGCGCCUGCGUCAAGUCUAGGACCAGCACCGGGGCCAGAGACAGAGACGGAGACUGCGCUCCACCUCCCGCUCUUCACACUCGCACCCACAGCGCGCUCCACCACCUUCACCAUGACCAUGACCAUGGCCCUGUCACCCGGAAAGAAGAUCUCCUACGCCGGGUCCGGCAGCCACAUGCACAUGUGGGCCGCGGCGGGACUACUCAAGGUAACAGAGGGCUUCCACAUUGUGCGCGGGCGCGCGGGGCCCUUCGAGUUCGCGUUCUGGGAGUUUGCGUCGCGGGUUUGGGCCGGGGUGGGAUUCGUGAGGGCUUGGGUGAGCAGGGACGGGGUUGUGGUUGCGGAGGUUAGGGCUACUGCUGCUGCUGCUGCGGGCGCUGCUACGGGGGGGAACGAGUAUUGCGACGCGGUCUCAGGGGACUGCGUCUCGUUAAAGCCGAUUACGGGGUUUGCAGGGUAUGGGACGCCGGGUGGUCUCCCUGGUUCUGGAGGCAGCAGCAGCAAGACGACAGGACAUGCGCUGCGCUUUACGACGUCCGAGAACAGGAGCUACGCGUUUGAUGUUGAGCAUGCGAACAGGCAUUUUGGGAUGGCGCUGGGCGGGCCGUAUGGGGCUGUUGGGUUUACGAAUCGCGUGCUUGGGGGGGAUGGUGAGGGGAGUGUGUAUGUUGGCAGUGCGUGGUCGGAGGAGGCGCGGUUUCCGGAGGAGCUUGCGCGGUGGCGCGUCUGGGUUGUUUUUGGGAUUGGCAUGCUGGGGAGGGUUUGGGAGGGGGUUUGGGGGGGUUUGGGCAGGGCUUAG
Molecule: messenger RNA, 1545 nt
Organism: Aspergillus mulundensis
Lineage: Eukaryota; Fungi; Ascomycota; Eurotiomycetes; Eurotiales; Aspergillaceae
Exons: 1
Coding region: 1-1545 (514 amino acids)
Source: RefSeq, a predicted model, not a curated record